GUAAUUAAUAUUGACCAAAAAUUUUGCUUUCUGCUGUCAUAAAUAAUAUAUUAGGUAAUACAGUAUUACAGAUCUUUUUUAUGCUGUCAAAGCAAAGUGCACCGGACAAAGUUAAGCAUGCUUGGGGCUGGCACUGUGGCUUAGCGGGUAAAGCUGCCGCCUGCAGUAACGGCAUCUCACGUUGGCGCUGGUUCAAGUCCCGACUGCUCUACUUCUGAUCCAGCUCUCUCUGCUAUGGCCUGGGAAAGCAGUAGAGGAUGGCCCAAGUGCUUGGGCCCCUCACUCACGUGGAGACCUAGAGGAAGCUCCUGGCUCCUGGCUUGGAUCAACACAGCUCUGGCCAUUGUGGCCAUCUGGGGAGUGAACCAGCUGAUGGAAGACCUCUCUCUCUGUCUCUCUGCCUCUCCUCUCUCUGUGUAACUCUGACUUUCAAAUAAAUCUUUUUUUAAAAAAAGUUAAACAUGCUAAGAGAAAUACUUUUUUAUAGAUUUAUUUAUUUAAAAGAUGGAGUUAUAGAGAGAGAAAGAGAGAGAGACAGAGAGGGGCUGAAAUCUUCCAUUUGCUGGUUCACUCUCCAAAUGGCUGCCAUAGCCAGAGCUGGGCUAAUCCAAAACUGAGAGCCAGGAAUUUCUUCCGAGUCUCUUAUGCAGGUUCAGGGACCCAAGCACUUGGGUCAUCUUCCGCACUUUUCCAGCCUCCUUAGCAGAGAGCAGAAUUGGAAGUGGAGCAGCUGGAACUCAAACCAAUGCCUAUUAGGAAUGGGGCGCUGCCGGAGGCGGCCACUUUACCUGCUUCGAUGCAGUGCCUGACUCAAGAGAACACUAUUUAAAGUGAUGACAGGCCUGGAGAGACACCAGAAUGCUGCCUGCACUCAGCUCUGCGGAAACGAACUUGGAAGGACUUUUACACGUUGGGGUGAAAGUGAGACCAGAGGCCCCCAGUGUUGUUAAUCGCCUUUAUGCAAAGGAAAAAUAAGCUUUCCUUUUCUUUCUGACAGGAGGUAGUUUUAUAAUUUGAAGCAAGACUCCAGCACAAAUUUAGGCUUUUAUCCCUCCAUAGAAACUUUUUAUAUUUGAAAGAGAUAGAUUCUAGGUCCUUGAUUAAAAAAAAAAUUAUUCCUGGAUUGUAAAACUACCAAGAGGCUUUUAAAAGGAUUUGCAGCUCAAGGUGCUGAACAAGAAAGUUCUAUUGCAAGUUUUCUAAGGCAGAUGCUAAGAAUGGCCCAGAGUGGAGAAGAAGCGUGUGUGAAGUUCAGUCACACAGAGGAGAACAUUAAAGCCCUCUCAGUCCACGUGCAUUUCUCCAAGAAAGUUGUAAAUUGUCGGGUGAGUGCAAGAAUGUCUUUUUUUUUUUUUUUCAAGAUUUCAUUUCUUUAUUUGAGAGGUAGAGUAACAGAGAGAGGGAGAGAUGGAAAGAAAGGUCUUUGGUCUGCUUGUUCACUCCCCAAAUGGCUGCAAUGUUGGAGUUGCACCAAUGCAAAGCCAGGAGCCAGAAGCUUCUUCUGUGUCUCCCACGUGGGUUCAGGGGUCCAUGCACUUGGGCCAUCUUUCACUGCUUUCCCAGGCCAUUAGCAGAGAGUAUAAUCAGUAGUGGAGCAGCUUGGAUACAAACUGGUGCUGAUAUGGGAUGGUGGUUCUACAGGCGAAGGCUUAGCCUACUAUGCCACAAAGCUGCCCUGAAGAAUGUCUUAAAAAACAGUUGAGGGGCCAGCACUGUGACGUAGUGGUUAAAGCUGCUGACUGCAGUACUGGGAGAUGCCAGUUCAAGUCCCAGCUUUUCCUGUUCCGAGCCAGCUCUCUGCUAUGGCUUGGGAAAGCAGUAAAAGUUGGCCCAAGUCCUGGGGCUCCUGCACCCACGUGGGAGACUCAGAAGGAGCUCCUGGCUCCUUGCAUUGGAUGGGCCCAGGCCUGGCCAUUGCUGCCAUUUGGGGAGUGAACCAGAGGAUGGAAGACCUCUAUUUCUCUCUCUUUGCCUAUUCUGUAACUCUGCCUAUCAAAUAAAUAUAUAAAUCUUAAACAAAAAGUUGAUUCAUGUUGGAAAAUUACCUUCAAAAUUUUUUUUUAAUUUAUAAUCUCAUUAGAAGAGAACAAAAUUUUUCAUUUUUAUUGCCUGCCAACAUGGUUUUGGUAAAAAAAGGACUUUUUUCAGCUUUUAUUUUUAUUUGGACCCAUUUGUAAAUGAAGAAGGGACUAUCACACUUUCAAUUACAAAUGAGAUUAAACUAUAAAAAUAUGUUCAUUGUCACUUUGUAAUUCCUCUCCUGGGAAUUGACAAUCUCUGAAGUUUAUAAAAGCAUUUUUCUUUUACAAUGUUAUUACUUUUAAAGAAAAUUAGUCUUGUUCUAUUCAAUAAGUUAAUGGUUCAGAAGUGAGAGAAAAUCCACCCGAUAUGGCAAGAGUUAAUAAAACCGAGGUGUUUGUUUUUGCCCCAGAAAUUUCACAUCUCAGUUUCCACUGGUUUCUUUUAGUUUUCAGUAAGAACAACUGGCAUAAGAGGAGGUGUCUCAUUUGAAAAUAUUUUUUCUAAUUUUGGCUUCAGGAAAAAGGAAUUGCUGUGUUCUGGUUUUCUUGAAAUACUCGACAUGGAUACUUCGGUUGCAUAGGGACAAUCACUGUUUGUUGGAGGAAGGAAGAAAAGAGUAAACAUUGUCCAGGAUACAUCCAAUGAUAGCCCUUCCUCAUGUGGCUGCCCACCUGCUCCUCCCGCAACAGCCACCCACCCACAGCACCAAACGAUUGUAUUUGCAAGUUUUACCUUGUUUUAAGUGACCUUGGUUGUGACUCUCCCACAGUCACUCCCAUGUCCGUGAUUGGCCUUUUUUAAAGCUCCCAUCUUUAGAUGUUAAUUAAAUUCUGAAAGCUUUACUUUUUCUCAGGAAGCUCCACAUGUCAUUGGAGGAAAGAAAUAUAUUGAAUUGUAGUUCUAUUUUUGAUAUCUUCCAGAUCACUCUUUUCUCUCUUUUAUCUUCUGUCUCUUUUUGAAUAAUUAAGAAAUGACUAUUCUGAAAGGAAACCUACAGGCUCAUUCUAGAGGGAACCUUCAUGCAGCAAAUACUUCUGAUGUAGUGUGUUACAUCGAGGCUUCAACAAAAGUACCCACAGCGUGAAGUAAGGGAAGGAGAGAGCAGAAGACUAAAGUUUACUGAGUGUCAUCCAACUGCCAAGCACUGAGGAAGUCCAAUCUCAUGUAAAUGAAGGGCAUUAUUAACUGAAAGACUCUGAAAAGCAGUUUUAUAUUUAGUUCUGCCCCAUAGUUUGACAUGAGAUCUGGCAUAGAGUAGGCAUUAAAUAAAUGCUAAAUAGAAGUACAGAGAAGUUGGAGAAGUAAGGACAUUUGAACUGGUGUUAAAGAAUGUGUGGAAUAGAUGGACCUCUUUUAACUUUCAAAUUCCUUAAUGAUGUUUGUGAUCUUCAUAACUUCAUAGAUAUUAAAUAUAAGUUGAAAUAUUUCUGUUAUCUAAUUAAUUACCAAAACUUUGAUUCAGAAUCAUUGAUGAAGAACUAUAGUUGACAUAGUAAUGACUGGUUAAUAGCACAAGUUUAUUACUAACUGAAAAAUAAUUAAAACCAGUAAAUAUUAUGUGCAUUAAUAUUUUGCUUAAACUAAAUAUAAUAGGCAUGUAGUUUCAAGAGCAUUUAUUGUUUAAAUAGGAGGAGCUUAUCUUUGUUAAAAAGAUAAUUUUAGUCUUAAUUCAUAAACAAUCAAAUGGUAUGAUCCUUGUAAAAGCUGUUGUACUAAUUAAGAAUAAAUUAUGCUUUCUCUAAUGAGCUGUUGAUUAGUUGGAAAGAGCUCUCAUAUUUCUUUUAGUUCAAUUUUAAAAAAGUAAAUAAAAUUAUAAAAAUAGAUACUGGUAUAUAAUCUAAAUACAUAGGACUUAUAUAUGUAUUCAUAUUAGGAAUAUACUCUAUGUUAGCAGUACUUAUGUGUGUGGCAUAUACAGAUGUGUGAAAAAUGCAUAUAUGUGGGGUAUAUGUAAAUAUGUAUAUAUACUUACACACAUAUGUAUAUUCUUCACAGCUUGCAGUCUGAUCCAACCUCAUGCCCCCAGUUACAAAUGAUUGCAGUUCCACUGUUAUCAUCAUGUUGCUGAGGUAAAACUUGUGUCUCACAGAGUUUUCUUACCAAGAGGGGGUCAUUAAUAGAGACCAAGCAAGUAAAACAUCUGGCCUCAAACUCUUGCAAGAUGUCUCCUUACAUACCUUUUCAAACCAUGCUUAAAUUGUUUGAAUAUAGGUUGUGCUAAAAAGUAUGAUCUUUAAAAUUACUUCACUAUUAUAUAUUUACUUGAUAUUUAAUAGAAAAAAUGAAAAGAAAUGAUAAUAAAGUAAUUCUAAGUUUACUUCUAAGCUUAAAUGCAAGACAGAAUUAAUUAUAAAUGCCAACAUAUUGAGGAAUAAGGAAAAAUUUAAAAAUAGAGCAAGAACAAAAUAGGAAGAAAGAAAGAGAAAGAAGGAAGAGGUGUUAGUCUAUUAAUUAGCACUUUUAAGAAUACAUUUAUUUAUUAUUUGAAAGUCAGAAUUACAGAGAGAGAGGGGGAGAGAGGGAGAGAUCUUCCUUCUGCUGGUUCACUCCCCAAAUGGCCACAAUAGACAGGGGUAGGCCAGGCAGAAGUCAUGAGCCAGGAGCUUCUUCUGGGUCUCCUAGAUAGGUGCAGGGGCCCAAGCACCUGGUCUAUCUUCUGCUGCUUUCCCAUGCACAUUAGCAGGGAGUGAGAUCUUAAGUGGAACAGCCAGGACUUGAACAAGCACCCACAUGGGAUGCUGGUGCUGUAGACAGGGGCUUAAGGGGUUGUGCCAAUAGUGGCCCCUAAUAAGCAUUCCUGUGACCACAGUUAUAGAAUGAUAUGUCACUUAAAUGUCAGUUGCCUGGGUAUUUUUAAACCUUCUAGCUUUGUGAGGUUAUUCUUAUUUACGUUAGUUUUCAUCUCUACUAUCAUAGAAAUCCAACAUUUCCCUUUCACUAUAUAGGGACAUGUGGAAUCUACAUUUUCCCCAGUCAUCUCAUCUUGAUUUCACAUUUCCACUGAACUCUUAAUCUUCUGGUCUCUUCUCUGUGUCCUCCCCCUACCCAUAUUUUGUCAUAGAUUUAUUUAUUUAUUUGGAAGUCAAAGUUGCAGAGAGAGAGGGAGAGACAAGGAGGUCUCUCAUCCACUGAUUCACCCCCCAGUUGGCCACAACAGCAAGCGCUGGGCCACACUGAAGCCAGGAGCCAGGAGCUUCUUCCAGGUCUCCCACAUGGGUGGCAGGGACCCAAACACUCAGGCCAUCUUCCGCUGCUUUUCCCAGGCCGUUAGAAAGAGUUAGCUGAGCGAGAAAGGGGGCAGGUGAAACAUGAACCAUUGACCAUAUGGGAUGCUUGUAUUGCAUGUAGUGGCUUUACCUAUUAUGGCACAAUGCUGGCCCCAUCUCUUCUGCAUUCUGCAUUGAUAUAAACAACUCCGUAAGCUUUUCCUUUGAAUCUCUAGGUAAAUCACAAGGGUCCUGAAUUUUGCAGUUUUUUGAAACCAUUUUGGGUAGCCUAAUAUAGAAAAUAAUAAAUUGAAAAUUAGAAUAUUAUUAGUACACUAUUGUUAGAAAAUUAUUUAUAAUAGUCUGUCAGUCAUUUUCAUUCUUGAGAUUUUUCACAGACAGCCAAUUGUCAUCAGAUGCCGAUGUCUUCAACUCUCACCUUCCAUGAUAAUUGUUGAGAUUCAUGAUCUGAUACAUGCUGCAAGCACUGGAACCUACUUUUCUUUCUACUUGCUCUUAUUGGUUUCACAAUUUAUUAUGUAUGAAAUUCUGCUCUCUAUUUUCUUGUUGAAGCAAGCCCUGACUUUUUAUACCAAAACAACCUGUAAUGUUAUUUUUCUGAGUAGUCAUCCACCCUGAAGAAAAAUUAUGUGACUGUCUUGGAAGGCACAUUAUUUGUUUUCUCUCCACAUUGCAAAAGGAAUUGCAGGAUUUUUUUCUCCCUCUUCGCUUGAUAUAAGAAAAAUGAGAACUUUCAAAGUCCUUUAUAUCCUACUGUUUAAUUUUUGUGUGUGUGUGUGUGUGUGUGUCUAGUUCAAAAACAAAUACUUAGAAAAUGUCAUUGGCCAUUAAGAAGGAUUUAAGAGAUCAUGAAAUUGACAAUUCAGCAUCACUGUAAAUGGCACUGAAGUAGAAAGAGUGAAUUGUGAUUUUGUAUAUACAGCAUAGCUGGGUGGGGAACUAAAGGAUAAAAAGGAAAGAUGAAGUUUUCCCUGAUCUGAGGUAAUUAAUAGAGUUCCUAAAAUAUUUAUUGUGGUGAAGUGGACAUUUUGAGAUUCGAUAAUUGUUUAUUGUCCUUGUAUCUUCUGUUGAGGAACAGUGUUUUUAUUUUUUUUUCCUUCUUACUAUUUGUUGAACUCUUACAUAGGGUCAACUUUACGAUCAUUAAGUAAAUUGAAAGAAGAUUUUUGUAAAAAUUAAGAGUCAAAAUGGGAGAGGGAGAAGAAAGAAGGGUUGGAAAUGAGCAGGAGGGUAGAGUGGGAAUUAUCACUAUGUUACUAAAUCUGUAUAUAUGAAAAUCACAAAACAUGUAACUUAAAUAAAAUUUUUAAAAAAGAACAAAAGAGAGAUGUAGGAGAUAGCCAUCUUUUACAAAGUGGUAGGAUUUGGGGGUAGAUUAGAUUAUGAUGUUUAGAAAUGCUUGCCUAUUUGUGUUCUCGGUUUUAUAUGAGGCUAUUGCUAGUUUCCAGAAUGGAACCGUCCUUGAAACUCUUUACUGGGCAGGAAAUUUACCAGUUUCUGGCAGGUGUUGCAGUGCAGCAGGUUAAACAGAAGAUGAUGGAUCAAGGUCUUAGGUCCCUGUUACCCAUGUGGAAGACUCACAUUGGAGCUCCUUGGCAUGGCUAAACCCUGGCUGUUAUAGGCAUUUGGAGAGUAAAUUGGCAAAUAGAAGAUUCAUAUUCUCUCUCCCUCUCUCCCCCUCACUCUCUCCCCCCCCCCCUCUCCCUCUCGCCCUCUCUCCCUCUCUCCCUCUCUCUCUCUCUCUCUCUCUCUCUAUUUCUCUAUUUCUCUAUUUCUCUCUCUCCCUCGUCUGUCUCUCUCUCAUUCUGCCUUUCAGGUAGAUGAAAAUAAAGAUUUUGUAAAAACCCUUGACUGGAGAACUAAUAGUUCUGAGCAAUAUGAUACCCAUUUAUUCUUCUAAAAAGUUUCUCCUGUAUUUCAAAUCCUGUUGUCUAAACUCUGCUCCCACAGAAUAUAAGGAAGACCAUCAAAACAAGAACAAGUAGAGACUGCUCAAUCAGAGCUGAUUGCAUCAAGGCCACCAACCAUCAUUUGUGUUUGAUACAGACUCAAAGGUGUCACACAUUCAGAAAGGAGCAUCUCCUGGUAAUGUGUGAUGCAGCUCGCCUGUCAAUCACAGAUGACAGAGAGCUGAACUCCGUGCUGCUCCUCAGUUUCCUACGAGUAUUAAUGUUAAGAGAGACCAGUGCUCCUGCUUAUUGGACAGGAAAGAAAGUCACUUACAAAGUGGUAAUGUGCAAGGACUGGAGAAGUAUUCUUAUUCCACAUCAGAGACCUAACUUUAUAGAGACAAUAAGACCCACUGUGAGAAAAAACAGAUUAAUACAAGGUGAGCCAAUCAUGACUGGCAAAACACAGACCAGCAAUGUCACCAAUAAGAAUGACCCCAAGUCUAUCAAUUCUCGUGUUUUCAUCGGCAAUCUAAAUACAGCUAUUGUUAAGAAAGUUGACAUUGAAGCCAUUUUUUCAAAGUAUGGAAAAAUAGUUGGAUGCUCCGUCCACAAAGGUUAUGCAUUUGUACAGUAUAUGAGUGAGCGACAUGCAAGAGCUGCCGUGGCUGGAGAAAAUGCCAGGAUCAUUGCAGGCCAACCACUUGAUAUCAACAUGGCAGGUGAGCCCAAACCAUACAGACCAAAACCUGGAAACAAGAGGCCCCUUUCUGCGCUUUACAGACUUGAAUCAAAGGAGCCUUUCUUGUCUGUUGGUGGGUAUGUCUUUGACUAUGAUUACUACAGAGAUGAUUUCUACAAUCGGUUGUUUGAUUACCACGGGCGUGUGCCUCCCCCUCCUCGUGCAGUCAUCCCCCUGAAGCGCCCCAGAGUGGCUGUCACCUCAACUCGCAGGGGAAAAGGAGUCUUUUCCAUGAAAGGAGGAUCAAGAUCUGCUGUCAGUGGGUCUUCAUCAGGCUCUAAGUUGAAAUCAGACGAGUUACAGACAAUCAAGAAAGAAUUAACCCAGAUCAAAACUAAAAUUGACUCCUUGCUAGGGCGCCUGGAGAAGAUUGAAAAACAGCAGAAGGCAGAAGCAGCUCAGAAGAAGCAAUUGGAAGAGAGUAUAGAGCUGAUCCAAGACGAAUGUGUGUCAGAGAAUGCAGAUCACUCUACAGAGGAGCCUGCUGAAGGAGGGCCAGAAGCGGAUGGAGAAGAGAUGACUGAUGGGAUAGAGGAGGACUUCGAUGAAGAUGGGGGUCAUGAGCUGUUUCUACAGAUAAAGUGAUCUGAAGUGAUGGAUGAUGACACAAAAGCAGAAAAGAGAAACUGUGACAACCCCCAGAAAUGUGAAAGGAGGUUUCUUAUUGGAUGACAGCAUCUUUGUUCAAUUUAUAUAAAUACCCAAAUUAAUAAAAUGGACAGUAUUGUUCAAUUUUAGAAAAUCCAUGUAUUCUAUGUCCACACUAUAUAACUGUCAGGUUUAUAUGGUUUAAAUUGUAAAUGUGUUUUUCCCUCUUGCUAAUUAUUUUUUUUUAGUCUUAAAGUGUGAAGGACAUUUAUGAGUGGUAAGGGAGACACUGUAUACAAAUGUAUAUUUGUAAAAGCUAUUUUUAUGAUUAGCAUGUUUCACUGUUGAUCAUAUACAAAUUCAGGUGAUACUGCAAUUCUAUGUUUAAAGCUUAUUUCCAAUGAUGUCAUGUAAGAAAAAAAAAUACAUUGUAUGCUAGUUUUUAUAAUUUAUUUUUAAUUUAUAGUUUAAAGUAUGCAGAUCGUAAGGAUAAAGUACUUGGAAAAGUUAUAUUUCUGCCUUCUAUAAGCACCCUUUUUUAUUAACAAAGAAUGUGCACAUUCAGAUGUGAUACAAUAGUUAAGGACUGUUAGUUUGACCUGUGACUAAAUUGAGCAUGCUCCAGUCUAAUGAACUGAAAUGACCCAGUUAUUACCUAAUACUUCAGUCUGCGUACAAGAUUCCGUGGACAGAUUUGAGUGCUCAUACAGGAAAGAACUAGACUGACAAGGAAAAAAAUAGCCUUGUCUUUAGAUACAAAAGUCUCAAUUAGUGCAUACACCACUUCAUGUCAUCUCCUAUUCCAGAAACUUUCCAUUCCCAAGCAUUGCAAGUGUUUUCUGAUGCUGUUAGCUAUUGUCUUGUGCUGUGGAAAUGGAGAAACCAUCUUCACAGAUCCUAGGAGAACUCAGCAUAUAAUUUCUUAAUAAAUACUGUUUCUUUUAAAAAUGAAA
Messenger RNA from Oryctolagus cuniculus (rabbit), 9421 nucleotides. Lineage: Eukaryota; Metazoa; Chordata; Mammalia; Lagomorpha; Leporidae. The record is from RefSeq and is a predicted model, not a curated record.